Molecule: messenger RNA, 504 nt
Organism: Strongyloides ratti
Lineage: Eukaryota; Metazoa; Nematoda; Chromadorea; Rhabditida; Strongyloididae
Product: Reverse transcriptase domain-containing protein
Exons: 1
Coding region: 1-504 (167 amino acids)
Source: RefSeq, a predicted model, not a curated record
AUGAUAUGGCAUGCUUUUCGAGCACAUAACAUUCCUGAAGAACUAGUAACCUGGGUGAAAAUACUCUACCAAAAUACAACUAGCAAAGUAAAAACUACGGCAGGCAUAUCAGACAGCUUCCCUAUCACAAUAGGUGUCCAUCAAGGAUCAGUUUUAUCACCACUAUUAUUCAUCCUAGUGAUGAAUUGUAUCCUGAAAGGAAACCCCCAACCAGCCCCAUGGACUUUACUACAUGCAGAUGACAUAAUGGUAGCAGACCAAAGUAAAUCAUCCCUUGAAAUAAAAGUACAAUCUUGGAAAAACCUGCUACAGAAAUAUGGACUAGGACUGAAUAUUAAAAAGACCGAAUUCCUCAGCACAGACUCAACAGAAGGGCCAACUCAUAUAGAUGGUAUUAAACUAAAGAAAUGCGAAGAUUUCAAAUACUUAAGAUCUAUUAUAUCUUCAAAUGUUGAACUUGCAAAAGAGAUUAACAACCGAAUAUCCAGCUGUUGGAAUAAAUAG